Patiria miniata (bat star) is the source of this 600-nucleotide messenger RNA. Its product is annotated as 39S ribosomal protein L12, mitochondrial-like. Bases 113 to 586 code for a protein of 157 amino acids. Gene Ontology annotation, biological process: mitochondrial transcription; translation. The transcript has 5 exons. Gene Ontology annotation, cellular component: mitochondrial large ribosomal subunit; ribosome. Gene Ontology annotation, molecular function: structural constituent of ribosome. The record is from RefSeq and is a predicted model, not a curated record. Lineage: Eukaryota; Metazoa; Echinodermata; Asteroidea; Valvatida; Asterinidae.
GAACAAACCGUCCAUAACAUGACUAUGCAGACUGCAGGCAGUACGACUCUGCAUACAUCAGAAUAGCCGAACACUGCCAGUAACAAACCAUUGUCUUCAAGAUGUCGUCCCCAUGGCAACAAGGAGUUACAGCAAUGAUGCCAUACCUCCCCCUCCACUGGAUGGAGAGGUCCAAUAUCCAGAGAAAAUCACCAGCAUCGUUGGACAGAUAUCAAGCCUUACAAUAGCUGAAGUAGCGGACCUCAAUAAGUUAUUGAAGCAAACGUUAGGAAUCCAGGAAGCGCCAGUCAUGGCCAUGGGAACAGUGGCACCUGCAGCAGCCCAAGAGCUCGAUGAUGAUGAGGAAGUGACUGCUGCUCCAAAGGAGAAAACCCAAUUCACAGUCAAACUAACCAAGUUUGAUGAAACUAGCAAGGUUAAACUCAUCAAGCAGAUUAAAGCGCUAAACACCGGCAUGAAUCUUGUACAGGCCAAGAAGUUUGUGGAGUCUGCACCUCAGACUGUGAAGGCAGACGUCAGCAAGACAGAAGCAGAGGACAUUAAGAAGCAGAUAGAGGAGGCAGGAGGAAGCUGUGAAAUUGAAUAGACAUCCUUGAACGA